AUGUCCAGCCCGGCUAAGAAGCGCAAGCGAAAUGGCGUCGACGGUUCGCCGCAGAAGACGCGUAGUAUUGAGUCGUUCUUCAGAGGACAAGCAGCCCGACAGCCUGAGCCUCAGCUUCAACCACAGUCAGAGGUAACAGAACAGACCCUCUCGGACGAAGCUUUAGCGCGCAAGCUCCAGGCCGAGUGGGACCAAGAAGGAAGUUCCGGUGGCUCGUCUUCGACCAAAAACCAACCCGUACCGACAGAACGUGAGACAGCUACAUCUUCGUGUACACCUUCGAUUCCAGCGGAUGCGACACCACCAGCACCAGUAACACCAGCAACGCCGACGAAGAAUACUUUGUCACUACAGUCGUCAGCGGGUACCGAGGACUCGAUAUCUCUUACGGUACCCUUCGACCAGAAUCCGCAAACUUUCGAUGCGUCUACGUAUGCCACCGAAUUGCGGUCACAGUGGGCCAGCGGAGGCGGCGAUGCUUCAUACGCCCUGCUGACAAGAGCCUUUGUUCUGGCGAAUUCGACGACAAGCCGCAUAAAGACAGUCGAUACGCUGGUGAACUUUCUGCGCGUCUUAAUCGAAGGGGAUCCAUCCAGCCUCUUGCCUGCCGUUUGGCUGGCUACCAACUCGAUUUCGCCGCCAUUCGAUGAAGUAGAGCUGGGGCUGGGCGGCUCUUCUAUUUCGAAAGCUUUGAAGAAAGUAUACGGUCUUGAUAGCCAAAGUCUCAAGACGCUCUAUGAUAAACAUGGUGAUGCUGGAGACGUCGCUUUUGAGGCCAAGAAAAGACAGACCUUCACUCUGGUCAAACCAAAGCCAUUGAGGAUCAAAGGCGUGUAUCAGUCGCUACUCAAGAUUGCUAUGAGCAAGGGGUCUGGUAGCCAGGAAACAAAGCAACGGAUUGUGGACAAGUUAUUGCAAGAUACACGCGGUGCGGAAGAAAGCCGGUAUAUUGUCCGCACUCUCGUUCAGAACCUUCGUAUCGGUGCUGUCAAGACAACUAUGCUCAUUGCACUGGCACGGGCGUUUCUCUACUCGAAGCCGACUGGGGCUGUAUAUGAGAUUCGAUCACAGCAGGAGCUUACUCGAUUGAAAAAGGAGGAGCUGGCUGAGAUCUACAAUAAUGCGGAAGAAAUCGUCAAGGCAUCAUAUGCCCGUCACCCCGACUAUAAUGAUCUUGUGCCGUGUCUAAUGGAGAUUGGAGUGACAGAAGAACUUCUUGUCCGAUGUGGGCUGGCAUUACACAUUCCAUUGCGGCCCAUGCUUGGCAGUAUCACACGCGAUCUUGGCGAUAUGUUAACGAAGCUUCAAGGAAGAGAUUUCAGCUGUGAAUACAAGUACGACGGACAGCGUGCUCAGGUUCAUUGUGAUGGCAAGGGGAAGGUUUCUAUCUUCUCUCGUCACCUCGAGCUCAUGACAGAGAAAUACCCCGAUUUGGUCUCGAUUGUUCCUCAAAUUCGCGGAGACGGUGUGUCCAGUUUUAUCUUAGAGGGAGAAGUUGUGGCUGUGGAUCAAAAGACCGGGGAUCUGCAACCCUUCCAAACCCUUACCAACCGGGCAAAAAAGAACGUCGAGAUCGGUUCAAUCACCGUCAACGUGUGUCUGUUUGCUUUCGACUUGAUGUAUCUCAACGGGGAAUCUCUAUUGGAUAGGCCUUUCCGCGAGCGUCGUGAACUGCUCCGAAGCCUCUUUCUCGAAAUUCACAAUCGCUUCACUUGGGUCAAAAGUAUCGACGCAACAUCUGCCGACUCGGAAAUCGUGCUGGAAUUCUUCAAAGGCGCCACCGACGCGAAGUGUGAGGGUAUAAUGGUGAAGGCUCUCGACAAUACGAUCAAAGAAAACGGGAAAGCAGAAUCUGCCCAGAUCAUCAACGAUGCAACGACCAUCUCGGAAAACAUAGGCCAAUCAAAUGAACUAUCAGAAACUGCCCCCGCACAGUCCAUCAAAGAAAAGGGCACACGACGCAAAGCUCUCCUCUCCACUUACGAGCCCGACAAACGGCUCGAGUCCUGGCUUAAGGUCAAAAAAGAUUACAGCACAUCGUCGGAGACGCUCGAUCUCAUUCCCGUGGCUGGAUGGCACGGUCAAGGCCGCAAGGCCAAAUGGUGGUCUCCAAUUCUCCUCGCGGUACGAAACCCCGAGUCCGGCGUUUUGGAAGCUGUCACAAAAUGCAUGUCCGGCUUCACGGACAAAUUCUAUCAAUCCAACAAAGACAAAUACGCUGAAAGGAGCCCGAACGUCAUCUCAAGACCUAGUUGGGUGGAUUAUAACGGCGAGCCGGAUGUUUGGUUCGAGCCACAGGAGGUCUGGGAGAUGGCAUUUGCAGAUAUUACACUCAGCCCGACGUACCCGGCUGCCAUUGGGUUAGUGAGUGAGGAGAGGGGUCUGAGCCUCCGAUUCCCUCGGUUUCUCAAGGUUCGAGAAGAUAAGUCGAUCGAAGAAGCCACGACAUCCGAUUAUCUGGCAUCAUUAUGGAGAAAGCAAGCCGAGCGGACAAAAGAAAAUGAUAGUCACUUAUAUGAGCAGCAGGAGGGGCUGGGUUUUCAAUAA
Molecule: messenger RNA, 2547 nt
Organism: Penicillium argentinense
Lineage: Eukaryota; Fungi; Ascomycota; Eurotiomycetes; Eurotiales; Aspergillaceae
Product: putative DNA ligase I
Exons: 1
Coding region: 1-2547 (848 amino acids)
Biological process (GO): DNA recombination; lagging strand elongation; mitochondrial DNA repair
Cellular component (GO): DNA ligase III-XRCC1 complex
Molecular function (GO): DNA binding; DNA ligase (ATP) activity; ATP binding
Source: RefSeq, a predicted model, not a curated record